Molecule: messenger RNA, 4999 nt
Organism: Phyllostomus hastatus (greater spear-nosed bat)
Lineage: Eukaryota; Metazoa; Chordata; Mammalia; Chiroptera; Phyllostomidae
Gene: KANK2
Product: KN motif and ankyrin repeat domains 2
Exons: 11
Coding region: 312-2975 (887 amino acids)
Biological process (GO): negative regulation of transcription by RNA polymerase II; negative regulation of vitamin D receptor signaling pathway; negative regulation of cell population proliferation
Cellular component (GO): cytoplasm
Molecular function (GO): protein binding
Source: RefSeq, a predicted model, not a curated record
UGCAAGACUGAGAAGUGAGGAGAGAGACGUGGAGAGACAGAGAGAGAGAAGUAGAGAGAGAGAGAGACGCAGAGAGACAUGGAGACAGGCAAAGCAAGACGCUAAGCAAGAGACACGUGGGGUGUGAGAGAAGGAACAGCUCGGCAGCCCCGUCUUCAUGCCCGGCAGGUGCCCCACCUGGCCCAUCCUCCCAGACCCUCCUGACUCCCGUCUCCAUCGCGUCCUCUCCCCAGGUAAGCCUCAGCCUGUGCUGAAGGCAGUCUGACUCAGGGCCUCCCAGUGACUCUCGAGGAGCAUCUGCAGAGGGGAGGAUGGCCCAAGUCCUGCACGUGCCAGCCCCCUUUCCAGGGACCUCAGGCCCGGUCUCCCCUCCCGGCUUCCCUGCCAAGGAGACCGACCCUCCUUACUCCGUGGAGACGCCCUAUGGCUACCGCCUGGACCUGGACUUUCUCAAGUAUGUGGACGAUAUUGAGAAGGGCCAUACCCUGCGGCGCGUGGCCGUGCAGCGCCGACCUCGCCUCGGCUCGCUACCCCGAGGCCCUGGCUCCUGGUGGACAUCCACUGAGUCGCUCUGCUCUAACGCCAGCGGGGACAGCCGCCACUCUGCCUACUCCUACUGUGGCCGCGGCUUCUACCCGCAGUACGGCGCCCUGGAGGCCCGCGGCGGCUUCAAUCCUCGGGUGGAACGCACCCUACUGGACGCCAGGCGCCGCCUCGAGGAUCAGGCGGCUGCACCCACCGGCCUGGGCUCCCUGGCCCCCAGCGCAGCCAGCUCCACCAACUCACUGGUGGGUGUGGGGCUGCCGCCCCCAACACCACGGGGCUCAGGAAUGUCCACGCCAGUGCCACCUAGUGCCGGGCACCUGGCCCAUGUUCGGGAGCAGAUGGCGGGUGCCCUGCGGAAGCUGCGGCAGCUGGAGGAGCAGGUGAAACUGAUCCCUGUGCUCCAAGUGAAGCUGUCCGUGCUGCAGGAGGAGAAGCGGCAGCUCACGGUGCAGCUCAAGAGCCAGAAAUUCCUGGGCCAUACUUCAGGGUCCCGGGGCCGCAGUGAGCUCUGUCUUGACCUCCCCGAGGCUCCUGAGGACCCGGUAACACUGGAGACCCGGAGCGUGGGCACCUGGGUUCGUGAGCGGGACUUGGGUGUGCCCGACGGGGAGGUAGCCCUUGCUGCCAAGGUCGCGGUGUUGGAAACCCAGCUCAAGAAAGCGCUCCAGGAGCUGCAGGCAGCUCAGGCCCGACAGGCUGGCCCCCAGCCCAACCUCCAACCCCAGGCCUGGCCACCGACAGACAGCCCAGUUCGUGUGGACACCGUCAGGGUGGUAGAGGGGCCUCGGGAGGUGGAAGUGGCAGCCAGCACGGCCGCCGGGGCCCCUGCACAGCGGGCCCAGAGUCUGGAGCCCUAUGGGGCAGGGCUGCGGGCCCUGGCGACCUCUGGAGGAACCGAGAGCCGAGCUAUGUUCCGAAGCCAUGAAGUGGUGGAGACAGUGCUGCCCUCGCCCACUGCACCCACUGGCAAUGUCCACUUGGUGAAGAAGAUCAGCAUCACAGAGCGAAACUGCGAUGGGGCAGCAGGUCUCCCCCAGGCUCCUGCAGAGUCAUCCUUGUCACCCCCAGGGCCCGCUGCAGCUUCCCUGGUGCAGCCCAAGAAGAAUGCAGGCUGGGUACCCACUGGUGACAGUACCAACAGGGAGCCCAUCAGGCAAGCAGCCCCACGUGAGUCAGAGGAGACCAGAAGUGGAGGUAAGUGGGGGUGGCUGCCAAGAGGGAUGGGGCACUGGAGGCCUGGGCAUGGGGUCUGGCUUCAGGAUACCCGGGUGACACCACCUCUCCCCUCAGGUGGGCUCCAGGAGGGCGUGCGGUCCAUCAUGAAGCGGAAAGAGGAGCCUACAGAGCCCGAGGACCACCAGCAGAGCCUCCAGUGCGUGGGAGUCAAUGGAGGGUGUGAGUCCUCAUCUGAGGACUCCAGCACAGCAGAGAACUUCUCGGACAAUGAGAGCACAGAGAACGAGACCCCAGAGCCCAAGGCGAGGGUGCCGAGUGUGGCCGAAGCUCCCCAACUCAGGCCCAUGGGGACAACAGUGACCAAGAACAGCCGGGAGGAGUGCCAGUUAUCUCGGGAGUCUCAGCAUGUGCCCACAGCUGAAGGGGCAUCAGGAUCAAAUGUGGAGGAGGAGAUCCGGAUGGAGCUGAGCCCUGACCUCAUCUCAGCCUGCCUGGCCUUGGAGAAGUACCUGGACAACCCCAACGCCCUCACCGAGCGGGAGCUGAAAGUGGCCUACACCACGGUGCUUCAGGAGUGGCUGCGUCUGGCCUGCCGCAGUGAUGCCCACCCUGAGCUUGUGCGGCGCCACCUAAUCACGUUCCGGGCCAUGUCGUCACGGCUGCUGGACUACGUGGUCAACAUCGCCGACAGCAAUGGCAACACCGCGCUGCACUAUUCCGUGUCGCACGCCAACUUCCCAGUGGUGCGGCAGCUGCUGGACAGCGGUGUCUGCCAGGUGGACAAACAGAACCGUGCUGGCUAUAGCCCCAUCAUGCUCACGGCCCUAGCCACCCUGAAGAACCAGGAUGACAUGGAGACUCUCCUGCAGCUCUUACGGCUUGGAGAUGUCAAUGCCAAAGCCAGCCAGGCAGGGCAGACGGCCCUGAUGCUGGCGGUCAGCCACGGCCGGGUGGACGUGGUCAAAGCCCUGCUGGCCUGUGAGGCAGACGUCAACAUGCAGGACGAUGACGGCUCCACGGCCCUCAUGUGCGCCUGCGAGCACGGCCACAAGGAGAUCACGGGGCUGCUGCUGGCGGUGCCCAGCUGCGACAUCUCGCUCACUGACCGCGACGGGAGCACGGCUCUGAUGGUGGCCUUGGACGCGGGGCAGAGCGAGAUUGCGUCCAUGCUGUACUCCCGCAUGAACAUCAAGUGCUCGUUUGCCCCCAUGUCAGAUGACGAAAGCCCUGCAUCGUCCUCGGCAGAAGAGUAGCCAUGACGGGGAGCCAGAGGCGCCUGCCCUCACGGGCCACUCAGCCCCAAAGCAAACCGUCCCUCCCCCCUUCUUCCCCGUCCCUGGUCCCCUCCCUGGCCAGCCCCCCUCGUACCCACCAAGGCCUAAGUCUCAGAAGCAAGUGGGUUUUUCUCCUGCUUCCUAGGGGGAGUCCCCAACAGUAACAAGACUCCAGCUUAAAGUGGGUUUUUCCCAGUACCCUAGUUCAAAGCAGCCACAGUGCAGACCGAAGCUCCAUUCUCACAUAAAGUGGCGCCAGUGGCUGAUGCUGGGACGUGGCUCCGUGGGGAGCACUGAGAACAAUCAGCUGGCAGUGAUGGAUGGAGGCGGGGAGAGGGGAGCAUGUUGUGUUUUUGAAUCAUCAUCGGGGAAGGAGGGAAAUCAUAUUACUUGUUGCCAAAUUUGAAAGUCACUGGAAUUGCAUAUUUUCAUUUUAAUCGUGAAUGUUGUUAAGCACGGGCAGCGUCUGGAGUGGCUUAAUGCCUCCUGUGCCCCCCACAUUUAAUUGUCUCGUAGAUAACAGCUCUUUGUCCACUCCCCCCAGCAGCUUUCUUGGGGGGAACUUUGGUGUCUUCACAGAACAGAUUCUGUCCGUGUCACCUGGAGGAGAAAAACUAGUCUCUUCUAUUUGCCCGCUGCCACUGCCCUUGUCGCCCCCAUUCAAGUGGUGGGAGGGGCCUCGGGACCCAGCCGGCUGAGGUGUGUGAACUGAGACGUGUGAGCAGUUCGUGUCAAGAAGUCACCCCCAAAGCCAGCCCUCCCUUCACGGAGGCCCCAGCAAAUAGUAAUUUUCCUAGAAAAUCUCUCAGACCUGGAGACACAGGCAAUGAAUCUUGUUUCCAGAGCAGCUGCUGAGUGCCUGGGCUUAGAACCCGGGUUACGGGGAGUCCUUUCCCUCCCCAGACUCCAGGAUUUCUCUCUUCAAAGGAAAGAAAACAGGCUGAGUGCUUGCUGGCAGAGCACGGGCGCUCCAGAAACCCCAUGUGUGCGCGAUUAAAAGCUGGCUGCCCUUGGAGGGCUCCCAGCGCAAACUUAAAGAGGCAGGGCUUUGCCUAAAACCAAACAAGGGCCAGCUGGUUUUUUUUAACCUACAGGCUUUCCGGAGCUGCCUGGAGCAGAGCCUGCUGGAAAUAGGGCUCGCCAGACACUCACAGUUUCCUUAAUGGCCUGUUUUGUCCCCAGAAUCUCAACAUAGUUCUCUUUCCUGUUCCUUCCCUUUGUGAACCAAAAAAAGAAAAGGGGUUGGUUCUGAUCCUGAAAAAGCGCCUUGUGCAGGGGAGCAGGACCCCUAGUUGAUAGGCGUCCUGCCCUCUGUGACGCUCUCAGCUCGGCCACCAGGGUGGGAGCCAGACCACAGGAGGGCAGACCAGGCCCGAGUGCUCACGCUGGCUUCUCUCCUGCAGAAGCGGUUUUCUUGGCUGAAUGGAGAGUGGCUGGCUUUGAUUUUGAUUGAAGGGAAAAUCUUUGUGACUUGGUAUCUAAGACAAAAGAGCUUGAAUGGUUAAAGGAGGGAGGCACUCCAGUGUGUGUGUGUGAGAGAGAGAGAGAGAGGGAGAGAGAGGGAGAGAGAGUUGGAGAGAAAGCAAAAGCACAGCUGCCUGAGGAUGGCCACUGGUGUCCGAAGGGAGGCUGCAGCGGUGGGCAGCCUUGGGCAGCGGUACGGACUUGUGUGCCUGGGUGUUCUGGCCUGGAGCCGGGGGGUGGGGGGGGGGGUGUUUAUUUUAAGGUUCUAGAAAUGGCUCGUUGACACACCACCCUCUGCGCCGAUAAAUCCAUAUUUGUCCGUGUGUUCCCCUCUCCACUGGUACCCACUGGGCUGGGCAUGGUAGGCUGCGGGUGCGCUGCCUUUGUCCCCAUUCUCUUCUCACGUGUAUUCAUGGCCUUGACUUUCCAACCACGGUACGUCCAUGCAGACAGUAUUACACUUAAGUGAAGUAUUCCCUUUUGUAACCGUUUUUUAGAAGGUAAAGGAAUUUAAUAAAGCUGCCUUAUGAUAAUGCCGA